AUGGAUUUUACGAACGAGACUUGUGAGUUUUGGGAAUUUUAUUUAUUUUUUUGGAAUUCAAUGUUUCAGCGUCUUCUUCGUCAUCGGAAAAAUUUGUGGAUGUGGAAAUGCCAAAUGCAACAAGUUCUUCAAAUACUUCCCGAAGUUCAAGUUGGGUUCGAUUAAAUGUUGGUGGAAGGAUUUUUCAAACAACUCGCUCAACUUUGAUGCGAGAACCUGGCUCAUUUCUAUAUAGAAUUUGUCAAGACGAAUUAGGACUCUCAACAGAUAAGGUUUCUUUUUUAUUUCUUACUAAAUCCUCUCCGAGAAAAAUGAAAAAUUAUGGAUAUAUAAAAUUAAUAAAUAAUUCUAGGACGAAACUGGCGCAUAUUUGAUCGAUAGAGAUUCCGAUUUUUUUUCGCCAAUCUUGAAUUAUUUACGACAUGGCAAGCUUAUCCUAAAUCCUGGCGUUUCUGAAGAAGGUAUUCUUGCUGAGGCCGAUUUUUAUAAUCUGCCAGCUUUAAGUCAGCUUUUGAUGGAUCGAAUCCAGGAAAGAGAAAAUGGCAAAGACAAUUCGGUUUGUUGUUUUUUUUUGGAGAAGGGAGGGGCUUUUGCAGACCGUUGAACGCAGACUGAAUUUUUUUUGCCGCCGCAUGCUUUCACAACAUAGCAAAGACCCAACAAAAAAAUCCCCAAUUUCAGCCGGUCGUAAAAUUCGUCUAUCGUGUUUUACAAUGCCACGAAGAUGAGUUGGCAUCAGUGGUUUCAGCAAUGAGCGACGGCUGGAAAAUCAUUCAAAUAGUACCAAUAAACCUGAAUUAUUCGACAUAUUCAGCCGAACAACUUCAGGAAUAUUUAUGUAUUGUUGAAAGAACUUGUCCAGAUAAUGGAAGUAUGAAUGAAGGACAAGAUCGUGCCAAAUUAUUGCAACAAAGAGCAAGACGUAAGAUUGUUUAUUUUUGAAUGUUAGAUUACCGUACUUCGUUUCUGAAGUUCAAACAUGCAAACCCCCAAUUAAAAAUACGUGGGAUAAUUAUUAUUGAGAAAAAAACUACCGUAGUUAUAUUAAAAAUAAAUUUUUUUGCAGAUAAUUGA
This is a messenger RNA of Caenorhabditis angaria, 1074 nucleotides long. The record is from the annotation of a GenBank genome assembly. Lineage: Eukaryota; Metazoa; Nematoda; Chromadorea; Rhabditida; Rhabditidae.